Molecule: messenger RNA, 2403 nt
Organism: Closterium sp. NIES-67
Lineage: Eukaryota; Viridiplantae; Streptophyta; Zygnematophyceae; Desmidiales; Closteriaceae
Source: the annotation of a GenBank genome assembly
CUCCAUAAACCCCCCCUUUAGGGUCCAGCGCUGCACGGCGCCUCCAGCGCAGUAAAUCCCGCUCGAGUAGGUUGGGGCCUAAAACUCUUUCCGUUCCAACGCGCCACCGGCUGUGGCUGUGGCGAUUUGCGAGGAAAUUACGCUAGCUUGAGUGUGCUGGCUGAGGUUGUCGGUCGUUGCGGUGGCUGUGGCGUUGCUGUGCUCAGCUCUCAGCUUUCAUAUUUCUCUCUCCUAGACAAGAAGAUGGCAUUUUCUAGUCAGGCAACGGCCAGUGUUCAGGUAGUAGCGAGUAGUUCUCACCCUAGUGCUAGCGUAGCUGCCGGUGCGCGAGUAGCCUCCUCUCGUCUUAAUCUCUCCGUCCAAAGCGGUCCGUCGUGCCGUCGCGAUUACCCACCGUGUUCGCCUAUUCACUAUCCCUCCAGUGUCUCACUGCAUAACAGUCGCGUUACAGAGAUUAGUGGUUACACUUCGAAGCGAAUUCGCACGUUCGCCAUGGCUCCUGGCAUCGAUCUCGCCACCUGCGCCCCGAGACUAAGAGCGGAGUGCUUAAAUCGAAACGUACGAUCCAGAUCUCACGGCCUACCUAGCUUCUCCCAGCCGGUUCCCGCCAAAUCCAGCCAAUCACUUUCCCUGAAGAAUGCCGCCGCUCGCGCGCAGUCUCCCAUUCCCGCGCUUUCCUCUCGGCGCGUCGAUCAGGACCAAUCAGACGCCGCCGCUCUGUCCUCUAUCCGAGUCGCGUCGGCGCUGCAGUCUCUCGACGCGCCGGUCACCGAGCCGCCAGAGGCGCUGCCGCCGGAAGUGCCUUUCUCUGUCGUGAUGAAGUUCGGCGGCUCGUCGGUGGCGAACGCGGCGCGCAUGCGGGAGGUGGCAGAUUUGAUUCUGUCGUUCCCCGAGGAGAAUCCGAUCAUCGUCAUGUCCGCCAUGGGGAAAACGACAAACAACCUGAUCAAGGUCGGCGAGAGGGCGCUGACGUGCGGAUCCGCCAAGUGCGCGGCGAUCGACGAGCUGCGAGUGAUCAGGGAGCUCCACGUGGCGACCAUGGCGGAGCUCGACGUCGACUGCGCCGAAGUGCACGACCUGAUGCACGAGCUGCAGCAGCUAGUAACGGGGAUAGCGCUCAUGCGCGAGCUGACUCCGCGCUCCUCCGACUACCUCGUGUCGUUCGGCGAGCGCUGCUCCACGCGCAUCUUCGCUGCCUACCUCAACUCGCUGGGGAUUCCCGCAAAGCAGUUCGACGCAUUUCGCAUGGGCGUGAUCACAACAGACGAGUUCACCAACGCGGACGUGUUGGACGAGACAUACCCCGCUGUGGCGCACACACUGCUCUCCGCCUAUGACGCUCAGCACGAGGCGGCCGCUGCCAGCAGCGACGAUGGCAGCAGUGCCGAUGACAGCAGCAAGUUCAUUCCAGUGGUGACUGGCUUUCUGGGAAGGGGCAAGAAGACGGGCGCAACGACCACCCUGGGGCGGGGGGGCAGCGACCUGACAGCCACCAUCAUCGGGCGCGCGCUGGGCCUGAGAGAAGUCCAGGUGUGGAAGGACGUGGACGGGGUGCUCACAUGCGACCCCAACCUCUACCGUGGCGCCGUGCCCGUGCCCUUCCUCACCUUCGAGGAAGCUUCCGAGCUGGCCUACUUCGGAGCGCAGGUGCUGCACCCGCAGAGCAUGCGGCCUGCGAGGGAGGGCAACAUCCCAGUGCGAGUGAAAAACUCGUACAACCGUAGCGCUCCGGGGACUCUAAUCACGCAGGAUCGGGACCUCUCAUCCACGCUUCUGACCAGCAUUGUGGUCAAGCGGGGGGUGACGCUGCUGGAUCUGGUCAGCCUGAGGAUGCUCGGGCAGUUUGGGUUCCUGGCGAAAGUUUUCGCGAUCUUUGAGGCACAGGGGAUCUCGGUGGACGUGGUGGCGACGAGCGAGGUCAGCCUGUCGCUGACGCUGGACCCUGCGAAGCUGUGGUCGCGGGAGCUGAUACAGCAGGAGCUGGAUAAGAUGGUGGAGGAGUUGGAGAGGGUGGCGGUGGUGAAGCUGCUGCAGAGACGGUCGAUUAUCAGUCUCAUUGGGAACGUGGGGCGGUCGUCGGUGAUCCUGGAGAAGGUGUUUGGCGUGUUCAGACGAAACGGAACCAACGUGCAGAUGAUCUCGCAGGGUGCUUCCAAGGUAAACAUUGCUUUGGUAGUGGAUGAUGAUGAGGCUACAGAAUUGGUGCAGCUGCUACACAAGGAGUUUUUCAACGCAUAGGGUAGGAUAGGACCUGCUGCAGUGUGUCAUGGCUCAGCAAAAGCUGUGCAUGUAUGCUUGAUUAUUUCUGUGAAGUGUAUUGUAUGUAGGAUUUUCCCCAAUAGUUUCCAAGUUCGGCUGGUUUCACAGUAUAGUAUAAUUCUAAUAUUAACGUGACCGUUAUGU